Oldenlandia corymbosa var. corymbosa is the source of this 1512-nucleotide messenger RNA. The record is from the annotation of a GenBank genome assembly. NCBI's taxonomy places the organism in Eukaryota, Viridiplantae, Streptophyta, Magnoliopsida, Gentianales, Rubiaceae.
AUGGCCUUCUUAAGACCUACAAAUUAUCUAUUCGUUCUCUGGGCAUAUCUAAUCGUGUUCCUCUCUUCUAAUAUUAAUGCUGCUCCUGAGGCUUCUUUAGUGACAAAACUCCCUGGUUUUAAUGGCACUUUCCCUUCAAAACAUUACUCCGGAUAUGUGACAUUGGAUACAAAACCUUCAAAGCAUCUAUUUUAUUACUUCGUUGUGUCGGAAAGAAAUCCAGCAAAGGAUCCGGUGGUACUGUGGCUCAAUGGCGGACCUGGUUGUUCUAGUUUCGAUGGAUUUGUUUACGAACAUGGACCUUUCAAUUUUGAAGAAGGAAAUAAAAAAGGGGAUUUGCCAAUCUUGCGUCUCAAUCCCUAUAGCUGGUCUAAGGUCUCAAACAUCAUAUAUUUGGAUUCACCAUCUGGGGUUGGAUUUUCAUACCCUUUACUUCCCGCAAGUGAUUCGCAAACCGCCAUUGAUUCUCACGAAUUUCUCCUCAAGUGGUUCGAGCUAUAUCCAGAGUUUCAAGCCAAUCCAUUUUAUAUAAGCGGAGAAUCUUGGGCUGGAGUUUACGUCCCCACACUCACGGCUGAAGUCGACAAAGGAAUAAGAGAUGGUGCUAAACCUAAAAUCAACUUGAAGGGUUAUUUGGUUGGAAAUGGAGUUACCGAGUCAGAUGCUGACGGAGAUUCUUCCCUUAUCACCUUUUUACAUGGGAUGGCCUUGAUUUCCGACAAACUUUUCAAGGCAUCGGAAGCAGAAAUUUGCUUAAGCAAUGGCAACCAGCAGCAAGGUGACGUGAACAACUGCGAGUCGACAUGGUCAAAAAUUGAGACUGCGAAGGAGUUUUUGAACGUUUAUGACAUAUUGGAACCAUGUUACCAUGGUGAUGAAUCAGCACAACAAAGCAACGCAAGCUCAUCACCAUUAUUGAAGAGAUUUCAUGAGUUGGGGAAGAGUAACAAAAGGGCUUUGCCGGUUAGAAACAGGAUGUUUGGAAGGGCAUGGCCUUAUCGAGCUCACCGUGUUAGGGGUGGUAAAGUCCCAACUUGGCCACAAAUGACGCAAUCGGCCCGAGCUCAGGGAGUACAAGUUCCUUGCGUCAAUGAUGAAGUAGCAACUAGAUAUCUGAACGAUCCAACAGUUAGAAAGGCCAUUCAUGCUAGCCCGAGAGUUGAAAGUUGGAACUUAUGCGUCGACUUGGAUUACGAUAGUGAUUUAGGGAGCAUGAUCCCUUUCCACAAAAACCUUACUGCCAAAGGAUAUCCAGCACUCAUUUACAGUGGGGAUCAUGAUAUGUGUGUGCCAUACACCGGAACCCAAGAAUGGACAGCCGAUCUGGGUUACGAAAUCAUCGACGAAUGGAGACCUUGGUUCACUAAUGACCAAGUUGCUGGGUACUUACAAGGAUACACCCAUAAUUUGACAUUCCUCACCAUAAAGGGGGCAGGUCACACGGUGCCAGAGUACAAGCCAAGUGAAUCAUUGUACUUCUAUGAUAGUUGGCUUCAGGGAAACAAAAUUUAG